UUCAUCAGAUGUCACAAUAUAAAGUUUAACAAUUUGAACGUUGAUUUUUGUUGCGUACUCUCGACUGUUUGCUCCAUUGUGCUCUGCUAUUUUAGUUCUUCUCAAUAUUUGAGAAAUAUUUUCAUACAUUAUCUCAGUUUCGGCAACGUUUAUACUGCGCAGUGCGACAACCAACUUGUUAUGGGCCAUAAAGCGCACGAAGAAUCGCAUAAUUGAGCAUUGAACAUUAGUUUUAAUUAAACAUUGGCUUAAAAGUGCAUAUAUGCGUGCAUUAUUUCGUAUUGCAUUUUUGUGAUUUAUUUAUACAAGAACAACAAAAAUGCAACAUUUAAAUAAUAAAGAAGUUGAACAUUUGAUUUCAUUAGUACGUGUUAAUGAAAUUAUAUACAAUAAAAAGCAUCCCCAAUACAAAUUACAGUUAUUGAAAGAAAAGGCUUGGCGUAAAAUUAGUGCCGCAAUAAAUAUACCCGAAGAGCAUGCUAGAAACGCUUGGCGAUCAUUGCGAGAUUCAUUUGUGCGGUAUAGUGCCAACAUGAAAAAUAGCAAUGGCAACGUUACGGAUUGCCGAAAGCCUUAUAGAUACUAUAAUGCAUUGUUAUUCCUAAAAGAUACCAUGGAAUCAAAAGGAACCCGCCGAAAAAGUGAACCAUUAGAAUUAAUGCCCGAUUUGUCACCGGCACAUGAUCCUCUUGCACCAAUAUUAUUUCCAGUGGCACAUGAUCCUCUAGCAUCAGCGCCAUUACCUGCUGCCGCUUCACCCACUACUACAUCAUUGUCUAGUAAAAUACCACCAUCUCCACUGUUAUCAUCUUCAGCUCAAACGACAUCCGACAUUGAAUCGGAUACAUCACCGUUGCUGAUACCAUUGACAUCACCAUCUGCUAAUUCAUCUACAUUACCAAAAAAUCGUCAAAGGAAAAAACGAAGAAUUGAAGAAACUGAAAACGGUGCGCAAAAAUUCUUAACAUCAUUGGCAAAUACUUUGAAGGAAGAUGAUGAUGAAGUUGGCCAUUUUUUCAACACUCAAGCGAUUUUAGUACGAAAAUGCAAUUUAAACGUCGACGAGUUUUUCGAUUUGGAAAUGUGCGUUCUUAAGUCUAUUAGAGACAAGCUAAAAGAAAUGGGUAAAAUAUAGAAAUAUUAAUUAUACGUAUCAAGUCUAUAAUGGCACUUUGAAAAAUGUCAAGUCAUUUUCAGGACGGCAAUACAUUACAAAGAUUGAAUAAAACUAUUAAUAUAUUUUCCUA
Molecule: messenger RNA, 1247 nt
Organism: Teleopsis dalmanni
Lineage: Eukaryota; Metazoa; Arthropoda; Insecta; Diptera; Diopsidae
Exons: 3
Coding region: 320-1135 (271 amino acids)
Biological process (GO): regulation of transcription by RNA polymerase II
Cellular component (GO): transcription regulator complex; nucleus
Source: RefSeq, a predicted model, not a curated record